Branchiostoma floridae (Florida lancelet) is the source of this 2676-nucleotide messenger RNA. Its product is annotated as paramyosin-like. The record is from RefSeq and is a predicted model, not a curated record. Bases 525 to 1889 code for a protein of 454 amino acids. The transcript has 17 exons. NCBI's taxonomy places the organism in Eukaryota, Metazoa, Chordata, Leptocardii, Amphioxiformes, Branchiostomatidae.
CACCGACUAGCGAUUCGGCAAGCCUACUACAAGACAGAACAGUCGCUUUCGGUCGUGCUGGCGUGAUCAACUGUCACUCUAUAUGGGGUACUACGUAAAACAACGGUUACCGUAAAAUAUGUAUUCACUGUUUGAUGAUCGGUUUUAUUAGUUGUCGUGAGAAUUCACCGUGUGUAUUGUAUGGAGAACUAGGAGGAGAGGCGGGCAGAAGACGGAACAGAAAUCUGAAUUUUAGGGAUUUGUUACGUUCUCCAUAAAAGAGAGAACAUAAAUCCACCGCAGAAAUCUCAAGAUUAAUUGUAUGUGGCGUUCUUCAACCGUUGAUCUCGAUGAUGUACUGCUAUAAGAGUCAAAAUGGAGGAAAGGGCUCAAUUUACGCAACACCUGUAUGACGUCAGGUGGUUCCUAGGAUCACCGUUGUUCUACGUUCCAUUCUUGUCGUUCAAGACGUCAUAACGUUCCAUUGUUUAUCUUUCGAACACCUUAGCGUAGUAACGCAUUCGGAAAGCCGGAGUUAGCCAGAUAUGGCGUUGAUCCGUAAGUUCCGAAGUGAAUCAACAAACGUUGAAGCUACUAAAGUGUGCCUGAACACAGACAAGUUCGUGUCAAUCAGCGAAGUGAAAAGUGAGAUUUUGAAGAUGAAGGAGACCAACUACCAACUGAAGAACUCCGUCCUAAUCUUGACCCGGUCAAGUGAUGAGAUGAGGCGAGAAGCUGUUAAGCAGCAAUCGACCAUUAGUUUGCUGAAGAAGACCCACAUGGACAUACUCGUGAAGAAGGACGAGGAACUAGCAAAUCAGAGAAUCGCAGUCACUGCACAGAAAGUAGCUCAGGAAGCCCUGACAAAGGCUCUGAAUAUCAUCAUCAAAGAGCAACAGGACACCGCGAGUUUGACGGAGGAACUGCUACUGGAAACUAGGAGCGACUUGACAAGCAGUAAGGCGGAAGCAGCAAAGCUUCGUGACGAGCUCAAGACCCUUAAAGCUCAGUUUACACUGAGGGAGAACGACAUGUGUCAAAUGGAAGAGUUGUACGAGAAACAGAAGAGGAGUCUACAGAAGAUACACCGUAAGGAGGUGCAGGCCCUGACAGAAGGUUUCGAACAGGAGAUUCAGAAGAGGAAUGAGAGAGAAAGGUUUUUGCAAGAGAUGAUUAUAAGAAAGAAUACGGAAAUUGAGGAAGUGAAGAAGGAAUUGGCCACCAUGAAUGACAUCCAUGAGGAGGAGGUGAAGGCACUGAAGGAAUCUUUCCUGCAGGUAAUCAAAGAUAGGGAUGACAAAGAAAAGCUGCUCCAGCAGACAAUUCUUCAGAAAAACGAAGAAGUGGCGGCACUGAGGAGAAAUAUGAAAGCAGAAAAGGACAUCCAUGAAGAGGAGGUAAAGGAGCUCCAACAGACCAUCCACUUGGACUCUUUAUUCGUGAAAGACCUUAUGGCAGCUUCAUCCAAGAUCGAGAGUGAGGAACUAGAGAGGGUGAGAAAAGACAAGGAGACCCUGGAGUAUGAGCACAACCUGACUAGGGCCAGGCUAGAGGAGUCUGAGACAAAGCUGGAAAGCCUGGAGAAAGACGGAGAGAGGCUCUUGUCCGAGCUCAACUCCAUGAAAACUACGCUCCUGAAGUCAUGGGUGGACCGCAACAAUGAGGUGAAGAUAAUGCAAGACAGGCUAUUCUCGAUGAAGGCCGAAAGGGAAAUCUUUAAGGUCCUUGCAACAGCUUCACAAAGGAAGAGAGAAGUGGAAGAAGAGCACAGUUCAAACAGACACAUGGAAAGGGCCAUGAGGCACCAUCAGGAACAGGCAAGAUACCUGGGCCAAGCCUGGCAGGAGGCGGCAAUCGGUCCCUGUUCCAUGUACGACCCUGACAGAAAUCAUCAUCAUCAUCCGGGCUAAAAAUGUGUAUAACGUUAUAUUAGCUUCUAUUAUUGAAAUAUGUUUGACUUUGUUGUUGUUAGGGUAGUUCUACUGUUUCUCCUGUUUUCAAGAGCCUCUUUGAUUUAUAAGCCUUGAUAACAGACACCUGAGGAAAUACAGGGAGAUAUUUAGACUUCACAUUUGUCAGUGUCAACAUUUUCAUUUGUCCGAAUACAUGAGCUCAGAAGACAGAAGCCAUUAUUUAAAUCAGCCGUGAAGCCCUUAUUAGCCUCGUGGAUAACUUCAAUCUGCUCCAGUGGAUUGUAAUCACAAGUAAAGAAUGUAAUGUAUCAGCUUAAGUUGCUCUGGAAUAUGGGGAUAUAUUUUCCGUAACAUUUUUGAGCAAGUAUUUUCGUAUGAGCUAAGUUUCAAAACAGACAUCCAAAAGUUUCUUUGAGGACCCUCUUUCUAGGGAGAAAGUUUCUGCUUUAAGCAGACAGACAACCGAGUAACCGGAGUGACCCACAAAGAACAGAAAUGGAGUCUGACCUACACCCAAUCCCGUGGCCUGUAUCACGAUAUACACGUACAGGACAUUAGAACAAGUAAGGAGCAAAAGGUAAAACCAUGACUGUGACGUCAUUGUACACCUCUGCUGAGGUGGAGAAUGGAUCUUGUAUGCAUAUGUAAUCUCAGAUUAUGUGUCGAGUUUGUAGUUUCAAAUGACAUAUAUAAUGCAGUUUUGCAAGAAUAAAGACAUUUAAGAUUCUGCAAUGUGCCUUGAAUUUUUCUUUUACCGUUAUCACUGUUGACCACAAACAGAAUA